Molecule: messenger RNA, 2211 nt
Organism: Arabidopsis lyrata subsp. lyrata
Lineage: Eukaryota; Viridiplantae; Streptophyta; Magnoliopsida; Brassicales; Brassicaceae
Exons: 5
Coding region: 1-2211 (736 amino acids)
Source: RefSeq, a predicted model, not a curated record
AUGGCUCCGAAGCGAAGCAGGAAGAUCCAGAAUGAGACUCACAUCAUGGAAGGCGAGUUCGGGAAGUAUUUUUCUUCGAAUCUCAACAAUAAAAAGCUGGCUCUACUGAAAGGUGCCUGCCAGAUCCCUCGUCGAGUCUCCUUGAUUACUCCGGGUCCGACAGAUUCUCCGGAGUCUCCACCUACCGGUCACACUUGCGCUUUUGAAAUUUUCUUUUCGGAAUGCGGGCUAUCUUUUCCGCUUCCCGGCCUUUUGGUCGAAUUGAUGCACGAGCUCGGAAUCGCACUUCCUCAACUAUGUCCAAAUGUAUUUAGGACCGUCCUGUGCCUCCAGACCCUUGCAGAGGAAAAUGGAUACCGUAUCACGCUAUCCGACGUACUCCAUCUUUAUACAGUAAAGAAGGGGCGAACUCCGGGGACGUUUUUCCUCAGUCCUCGGAGUAAUUUCAGAGUUUUCGGGGAUUUUCUCGAAAAGGACGAGCAGUGGAGAAAAUCCUACUUCUUCUUCGCUGUAGACGAAUUUUCUUAUGGUCCAAAUACGGAUUAUUUCGUUCGUGAAUGGACUCGUCGUCCCGCUAAACUUCCGAAGAAAACGCUUUCUCAUACUUUUGCGGGGCAAUUCGUAAAGAUUUGCAAUAGCAGCGACCUGUCGUGGGAAUUGUUCACUUGCGAACGCAUCCGGAGUUCGUGUGCUCGAAUUGUCUCGCGAUCCGACCUCAUUUCCUCCACUCCUCCCUCCUCCCCUACUGUUGCCACUAACAUGUCUCCACUUUCCUACCGCGAAGAGAAGAGGCUCCAAAAGGAAAGGGAAAAAGCGAGAGAAGCGAGAGAGAAAGAAGAUAAGGCCAGGAUGGUGAAGGCCUUGGAUGAAGGGAAGUCCAGAUCUUCAUCUGGUAAAGGGAAGAACUUGGGUACCGUAGAUCCGGUUUCCGAAUCGAAGACCUCUGAUCACCGUGAUCUAAAGAAGGUGUCUUCGGGAAAAGACCUAAUCCGGAUCUCGGAUUCUCGCUCAUCCCGAUCUUCUUGGGAAAAAGAAAUUUCUGAAGGAGGCCAUAGUGCAACCUCCUCAAGGAAACGCAGGAACGAGGAAUCUGAAGUUCCUUCCCUCCAACGCAAGAGUCGUUCUCGUCUGAACGACGAGAAAAAUCCUUCCGAGGAUGCUGGGACCAGUCUGGGGUCAAAACCAGAAGAAAAAGAAGAUCCACAACGGGCCCCGGAGUCCGACUUGCCAACUCAGCUUCUUGUCCUGCCUUCGUGGGACUCUGAGAACCGGGGAUCCGUCCCUCCCCCGAAGUCACCAGCUGAUUUCAUGAGGAACUUUACUCCUGUUGGGAUGAGGAUUCCUCCCUUAAGUGACUUGAAGGAGGUCAACAGAGCGAACUACUUUCGCUUCGCUGAUAAACUCGGAGAGCUCUUUCCAGUUAACGAGCUGGAUGGCCUCAGGGCCCGAGUUGCCGAACUCGAAGAAGAGAUCCGUCAACUCAAGGAGAUGGAGGAGGAAAAUGCCAAGGCGGUGGCAAAGGCGAACGAGAUCCGGGAGCGAAUGCUGGAGGCCGAAGGUCGUUGCAACCUUCUUGACAUUGCCAAGACUGAUCUUUUCGAGAAGCUGAAGAUCGAGAAGAACUUGUGUGAGACCCCGAUCGCGGGACGCGGGUGUUACAACUUGUACCUCGAGGCAUGUGACAAGAUUACCUCGCUGGAAGCUGAAGUUAAGCGAAGCGAGGAAUGGUGCAAGGUCGCUGCUGAGAAACAGGACGAGGAGCUCGCAACAGCGAAAAAAGAUGAAAGGCUGAGGCUCCGUGAACUCUAUAGCGGACUCGCCUCGAAGCAUGAGACCUACUACAAGGCCAUCAGUGAUAACGAGAUGAUUGGGACGCGUCUUGCCGAGACUCGGGCGAACCGAGAACUUCUUGAGGAGAUUCUGAAGGGAGAGGUUCCGGAUUUAAAAGCCGAACUAGAGUCGGUAAAGAAAGACGAGGAAGAGGCUGAGAAGAAAGCUCGCGAGGCAAGCGCUCUCAGACCUCAACCAAAUGAGUUUGCUCAUCUCUUUGUAGCGACUCCCCCAGAGCCCGUGCAAGAGACAUCUCUUCCCGAAGAUGAUGCUGCCAUUGAUGAGUUCGGAACUAACAAGGAUUUCAUGGCUGGCCAGGACUUCGAAGCUGCCGUUCUGCCCGAGGAGAUGCAGCAGGAUCCCGGCGUCAAGGGUCAAUGA